CCGGCGGACGCCGCUGACAGAGAGGCAGGCGGAAGGCGGCCGCAGGAGCGGCCUGCCCCCGCCACCACCCUGGGAAGAUGGGGCGGCCUGCCGGGAUUCGGCGCUGAAGGGAAGCGCGGCGAGACGGAGAGAAGGAAGGGGCGGGGCUUCGGUGAGAGACAGGAGCAGCUCCCCCUCUCCGUGAGGGAGGGGGGGAAAGGCCGAUCAUGACUUCACAGUUGGGCCACUGAAGCACGAGUGCGUUCCCUGUUGCCAUGACGACGGGCGACUGCUGCCACCUUCCUGGUUCGCUGUGCGAUUGCCCCGGAAGCGCCGCCCUGUCCAAGUCAGUGGAAGACUCCGACCUUGGGCGGCCCCAGUAUGUCACCCAGGUCACGGCCAAGGACGGCCGGCUGCUCUCCACGGUGAUCAAAGCCCUGGGGACCCAGAGUGAUGGCCCCAUCUGUCGGAUCUGUCAUGAAGGUGGAAGUGGAGAGGGCCUGCUGUCCCCCUGCAACUGCACCGGCACGCUGGGGGCCGUCCACAAAAGCUGCCUGGAGAAGUGGCUGUCCUCCUCAAACACCAGCUACUGUGAACUCUGCCACACUGAGUUUGUCGUGGAGAGAAGACCCCGACCCCUGACAGAGUGGCUGAAGGACCCCGGGCCACGCAGUGAGAAGCGGACCCUCUUCUGCGACAUGGUGUGUUUCCUCUUCAUCACCCCGCUGGCUGCUAUCUCGGGCUGGCUGUGCCUCCGUGGAGCCCAGGAUCACCUGCAAUUCAACAGCCGCUUGGAAGCCAUCGGCUUGAUUGCGCUGACCAUAGCACUUUUUACUAUCUAUGUCCUCUGGACGCUGGUUUCAUUCCGCUACCAUUGCCAGCUGUACUCGGAGUGGCGAAGGACCAAUCAGAAAGUCCGCCUGAUGAUCCCAGACUCACGAAACCCUCACCCUGUUCAGCACUCCCUGCUGUCAGCCAAGCUCCUGAAGAAGAAGGCUGAUGAGACGACCGUAUGAGCUGGGAGUGGCCUUGGCGGGGAAUCUCCCAGCCCCACACCAGGCGGCCGUGGCAAAGACUCGUCUGAACAAUCAACCCGACCAAAGGGGCGGGGGGCUGAAGACCAUAGGACAACAAGGAAGCUCCGGGCGUGUGCAAUGACUUUGGGAGGUGACCCAGAGAGAGCCUCCGUCGGCCAGACUCAGUCCUCCAAAGGAACACACGGGGAAGAAAAUCGUCUCCCUAUAUCCGUAACCCUAUAUCCUAUUAUAUUAUAAUAAUUAUUAAUGUUUAUACUUUUGCCACUAUGAUUGAAUUUCCACCCCCUCCUUGCGUUCGGGGCCCCAGUGCUGUUUGAAAUGUCCCACGUGAAAGACCCGGAGCCGAUCCGCAGGUCCCUGCUCUGAUGCCACCAGAUGGUUCUCCCUUCUCGCGUUGACAGGUCAAGCAAGUUGCUGGGAGUGCAUCUUCUAUUUUGCCACACAGUUAGCCCCCAGCCCCCCCCCCCCAAAAAAAAGAAAAAGACAAGCCAACAUGUUCCUUUCAGGACAUAACGUCAGCUGUCGAAGCUAGAAGAGGAGGGGGGUGUUUGCAAGAAAUAUUUGCCCCACAGAAUGGGCAAGAUACAUUUUAAAAUAAUGCUCCCAACUCCCUCCACCUGCCCCACGCAUCAGAAAAGUUGACCUGUAAAUUGGCCUGUUGUCUGACCUCAUGCUGGGAGUGAAUUGGUGCUCUUAUUAAGAAUUUGAGGGGGGUGGGAGGUUUACUCCCCUUUUGGCUCCCUCCCCCAUGUCUAUAAGCCCCCUUUUUGUUUUGCACUAGAUGGGUUUUUGAGUGAGUCCAGCCUUCCCUUCUUGUUUUCCCUUCUGCUCUGUCCGUGCUGUUAUCCCUUUGAAAAGAUUAUGUGUGUUUUUGGAGAAUGGAUUUUAAGUGUAAUAAUCCCAGGAGGAGUAAAAAUGAACUAAUGCUGAA
Molecule: messenger RNA, 1947 nt
Organism: Sphaerodactylus townsendi
Lineage: Eukaryota; Metazoa; Chordata; Lepidosauria; Squamata; Sphaerodactylidae
Gene: MARCHF2
Product: membrane associated ring-CH-type finger 2
Exons: 5
Coding region: 255-995 (246 amino acids)
Biological process (GO): protein ubiquitination
Molecular function (GO): ubiquitin-protein transferase activity; zinc ion binding
Source: RefSeq, a predicted model, not a curated record